Messenger RNA from Suillus subaureus, 210 nucleotides. RefSeq lists its product as uncharacterized. NCBI's taxonomy places the organism in Eukaryota, Fungi, Basidiomycota, Agaricomycetes, Boletales, Suillaceae. The record is from RefSeq and is a predicted model, not a curated record. The transcript is spliced from 2 exons. The coding region runs from base 1 to 210 and encodes 69 amino acids.
AUGUUUCGCAACAUUAUCGCCUCCAACACGCGCGUUUGUACUGUCUCAUAUACCCGUUCUAUCCAUGCCACGCCCGCCGCUGGCACGGUCGCCGAGAAAGCGUCCGAGGUAGCUGACAAGGUCAAUAAGAAAGUUGGUCAAGGUCUUGCAUCGGCCAUUGAGACGGGCGAGAAAGCAGCGGGGAAAACCAAGGAGACACUCGGCAAGUAA